AACAAUAAACACACAAAACUUCCAUGCGUUGCCGUAAGCCAACGAGCUACCACGACAAUGGAGUGUUCAGUAUGAAAACGACUUUCGUGCGCAGACGACGUAUAAAGCGGAAUAUAGCGGAGCCCUAAGAAAACGUAACGUAAAAACGUAACUCACAAUAAACGGCGAAAAAAUAAAAUCACAACAAUCGAAGAAAGCGGACGGAUAUGUUAUGAAUUAAAAGAAAAAUAAAACAAAGUGAUGAUUUAAUGAAAAUCAAGAAAAUUACCAUGCAAUUUAUGGAAAAAGAAAGAAAAACCGAAAAUUUUUAUAACAGAAAAGUGAAUAACUAAGUGAAAAAUAAAGAAAAAGUUUGAGUUUGAAACUCCAUACAAAUAGAGCAACAAAAGAAAUAAAACAAAACAAAUAUAUGCCGGUUUUACGUAUUUGCAAAAGUGUAGAUUUUAUGCCUUUUUGGUGACUAGAAACGAAGAUUUACGUUUUGGUUUUCAAUAACAGCAGCGUUCAGUUAGCAGUGCACAAAAAGAUUCACUCAAGUGUAAAUUACAGCAACAAAAAUUUACAACAAAAAUAAAUACAACUGUGAAAUUGGAUCCUAUAAGAAUUUAUAGUGUCCACAUACAUAUACACACACAAACAAACAAAAGUUUGCAAUACCUACAUAGUACUUGGCGAACAGCGUGCAUUGUUGUUGUUAAUCCACUAGUGAGUGUUUUUUUCUAGUUGGGAGGAGAUACUCGUCGUUGCUGUGUGUUUUUUUUUUUGUUUUUGGAGGGAGGGCAGCUUUGGCUGAGUGAGCACUGUUUUGUUUUUUUGCUAAUCUUGCAAAUAUGUCACACAACAAAAAAGAUGUAAUAAUGACGUCGUCGUUGUCGUCGUCCAUGCACACAAAACUGGAACAGCAACAUUCGAAACCCAUCUUGAGCCCCACUCGAUCGCUCGACGAAGGUUUUGAAAGUGAUCCGGAUCGGGUUUCGACGGAUUCAGAGCAUCCAACAAGUGGAACGACGACAACGCCAAACAAUAGCAGCAAUAACAAUGGCAGCUCAUCCAAUACCAGCAGUUCCAAUAACAACAAUGCCACCAGCAACACCAGCAGCAAAAAUAUUGGCAACCCAACAAUAGCCGCAAAUGCAAAUGGCAACAAACAACAAUACAACCAACAACAACAGCCACACUCUCAAUUACAUCAAAAUGUUGGUUCUACUUUGGCACAAUUGUCAUCAGCCGCAACGGGCGGCUUGUCAGCCAAUGCUGAUUUGUCAACAACAGCGGCAGCAUCAUCAUCUGCCUCAGCAUCGGCACCAUCCUCUUCCAUAACGCAGGCGACGGCUUUGGGUCAUGUCUUGUCGUCUGGCAAAUCGAUGGAUUUAUCCAAAAAUCGGGUCAUGGGUGCCAUGGGAGUGCCUCAGCUAAUCAGACGCACCAACAUUGCUGGUUCGGCCAUACAGCAACAGCAACAAUUGCUGGAGAAAUAUUUCAAGGAUCGUCGAGGUUCCAGCGAGGCAAAUAAAUUUUCAGCACAACCUGCUCUAAGAACCUCAUCAUCAUCAUCAUCCUCCUCCAUGAAUCCAGCAGCAACUGCAGCAUCCUCCCUACAUCACUCCUCGCUGGGGGGUCUAAUGCAGAACAGCAACAACCACAGCAACAACAAUUCCACUUCAAUGGGUUCACCACAGACGGUGCAACGUUUGCAAUACCAAAAGCAACGACAGCCAGUGGUGGCUUCAGCAGCUGUUAAUAAUCAUCGUUACACUUCGGCGGUGGCCGUGGCGGCAGCUGUAGGCGGAAAUGCCAGCAGCAGCAGCAGUGGCUUUCGCCGUGCCAAAACUAGGGCCAUGUCACCCUCAGUGCUAAAGACAGCCAUGAGUAACAGCAACAGCAAUGGCAGCCACAACUUGAACAAUAACUCCCGCAAUCGUUUGCUAAUGCCACGCGGUUCAGCCAUACGUUCCCAUUCAGUGGAUGCCAUUUCACGUCAACAUCAACAACGUCAUCAUGGGGGUGUCAUUGGUGGCUAUGACCCCAGCAAUGCCUUAAUCCUCAAGCAUGAGGGUCCCGGCAGUACCAGCACUGCCACACGCAUGCAACAUUACAAAUUUCCCGCAGCAGUAGCCGGGGCUUCGAAUUCCCCAACAAGUACACUGCCACCGGGUGCCACCAGCCAGGCGCUGCUGGUGCAGCCCAUCUCCAGUGCCACUUUGGCUGCAAAUGCGGUGGCCUUACCGCCCGCCACCACCGUUCUGAAUUCGGCCAAUGUUGGUGAUGCCGCUGCUGCCCUGGUGGCAGCAGCUGGUGGAUCACCGGUUAUAGCCUCAGCCACCAACAGUUUGUAUACAUUUUAUCCAGCCGAGGGUAAUCUACAAGUAUGGCAAUCCGAAUGUGGCGAUUUGACAUAUAAGUCAUCGCGUAAUCUACAAACGCAUAAGGCACCAGUUUGUUGGACUCAGUCUAUACCAAGGCAAACAAGACGCUAUAUUACUCCAGCAAAUGCACCACAAAGCAAUGUCAGCAAUACUAGUCUGCUAUAUCCUAAUGCGGGAGGACAAGUCUAUCGCCUUCAUCCCAAUGCCAAUGUGAGCACAUUGCCAAAUGGUCAGCAAACGUCCGAUGUGACUGAUGGCGCCGAAACAGGAGCCCCUACCACAAAUGGCUUCUCACAAAGGCUGCGUGAAUUGGCGGCCUCAGCGGGUCUUAUGUCACUGAAACCCAGAACUACCUUGAAACCGGUUAUUAAGACCCGUGGCUCACCGGGACCAGAAUUUCCCAAGAAAGUGACAUUCAGUGCCUUUGCAACGGUGCAGGUGGUGUGAUAAAGAAGAUGCCACAAAGACCAUCCAAAAAUCAGGGGAAGGUUCACAAAACAAGACAAGUCGAAGAGGAAGAAGAAGGAGAAGAAGAAAACCACAAGCGCGAGAUGAGCACUAAAUUAGCACUUUUCGGCAACGUAUGUGAAAAAAAGAGUUGGACUUAAAAGGUUAUUUUUUUUUCUAGGUACUGUAAGCGCUGGAUCCAAUGAUUGCAAAUUUUUGUUUAUUACACGCAUGCUGUUCCAGCUCCAGCUUUUUUUGUUGCUAUGUUUGUAGUUUAUUUAAUUAUAUAAAAUAAUAAUUUUUAUAUAUAACAGAACCAUCUAUAUAAAUGUUAAUUUGUAACUUUAUAUGAGGCGGAUAUAUGUAGUAUGUGUAAAACUAUAGAUUGAAUUAUUAUUUGUUAACUUUUGUUAAUCAAAAAAAAUUAUAAAAGAUCACCCUGUAGGUAUCGUAUGUAAAAAUUGUUGAUGCUCUUUAGGGAUUAUCUAGAUAGAACGAAAGAUAGAAGAUGUGAUUUAAAGUUAUAAAACAAAAAAUAGAAAAAAAACUACUCCAGAUAGAGGCCCAGUUUCAAAGAGUUCACACGUUUUUUUUAAUAAAACAACAUUUUUCCUAAGCUAAACCUUAUAAAUUAACACCGGUAUUCACAAAAUUUAUUGUAGAUUUGGAAUGGGUUUAUUUGUUGACAAAUUUUCUUCAUAGAACUGUCAAAUAAACCUAGUUUAAGGCUUCAUUAAGUUUUUUGAAUAUAGGCCAAAAUCUUUAAGGAUGCUUUAUCAUAAACCGUUUCAAAGGUGGUAUAUAAGGUUGAAGUAAAUUAAUAGUUGUCUGAAUUUAUGUCACAAAUAUGAAAAAUGAGAUUCUAGAAAAACAUUCGAUUAAAAUCAAAAAUGUUUUGCAUCUGCCAUAAACAAUUGAAACUAAAUUUAAAAACAUAUUUCAAAAUUAUUCCAUUAAGUGUAGAUGUGUAGUGUAAAUGUCAACUAUUUUAUAUAAUAUUUCAUCAAAUGAACAAGUUUUAUUCAUCACAUUAAUGGCCAUUUUUGUUUUUACCUCCACAUGAAGCAAAAUUAAGUGUUAUCGAUUUUUAUCGAAAGUUAUCGAUUUUUAUCGAAAGUUAUCGAUUUUUAUCGAAAGUUAUCGAUUUUAUCGAAUGGUAUCGAUUUUUUAUCGAAUGUUAUAAAUUUUUUUAUCAAUAUCUAUCGAAUAGUAGAUUAUUUAGAAAUAAUCGGUUUUUCGUUAAAUGUUAUGGUUUUUAUCGAUACGUUCGAUUUCUAAAUCUUGUCGAAAAUUAUCCAAUUCGAUAAAACUCAAUUCAAAGUCACUUAUCUAGCCCCAAUUAAAAGAAUUUGUAUCUCGGCAUUUCCUUUCAAUGAAGAUUUUAUAUACGUCACAAUGAUUCGAUUUUUAUCGAAUGUUAUCGAUGUUUA
Stomoxys calcitrans (stable fly) is the source of this 4243-nucleotide messenger RNA. Its product is annotated as homeobox protein 5. The record is from RefSeq and is a predicted model, not a curated record. NCBI's taxonomy places the organism in Eukaryota, Metazoa, Arthropoda, Insecta, Diptera, Muscidae. The transcript has 3 exons. Bases 831 to 2813 code for a protein of 660 amino acids.